AUGCCAGCCGGUGGUUCUGACACAACGACGUUGCCCAGAAGAUCUUUUAAAGGGAGUGAAGAAACCCCAGUGGCUGAAGAAGAGCGCGUGCCUAUAGCUAAAGGACUCGAGAUUGUAAAAGAAAUUCGUCCUGAGUACUUUUUGAAGGUAAAAAAACCCAAGAUGAAAAGUGUGGGUGGCCCGAGCAGGAUGGUUACGGUUGGAGAACACGUUGGCACUUCCGCCAGCUCAAGUAAAAAAAGGAUUCGAAUUCUCAAGGAGAAUUCUAGAGUCGCUCAUAAAAAACUCAAGCGAGCUCACAGAAAGUUUAUAGACGCAUUCGAAAAACUCAAUGCUGUAACUCUCAAAAGAGAUGAAGCUUCAUUUCGAAAAGAAGCAGUCCACACACUCUACAGGCAACUUAUCAAGGAAUAUGAAAGCGCUGCCAAUAAUGCCAUCGAGUUUUUCAAGAAUUAUAAACUUUACCAAGACCUGGCGAAGGAUGCCUUGCAUCGCAUCAUUUUCAUCACAAAGACACAAGACCAGCUCCGCGCCUACGCCGACACCAUCAAUCCAUCCAUCAAUGCCGCCAACGAUGCCGCAAACAUGGGAAAAUUACAUUCACAUUAUGUUCGUUCAGAAACUCUAUUGAAUGAGGCCAACAAUGCUGGAGAAGAUAUCAAAAAUGUCGAAAGUUUUUACAAGGAUGCUACGAAUCUUGCCGACUCGUAUUCGGAAUUAUUCCGAAAAGCUGAUCAAGAUUUAAAAAAUCAACUUCCAUUAGUUGAGUUUUACAAAACUUCUGCCAAUGCAGUCUCACACUCACUGAACUUGCUCGAUGGAGAAGUUCAACAAGCCGAGGAAGCUUUCUCAAGAGCUCAAGCCAAUCAAAAUUAUCGAGUCGCGAAAGCUCUUCAUGCAGAUAAAAAGCUCAAGGACGCUCAAGCCCGUAGAAACACCUAA
This is a messenger RNA of Plasmopara halstedii, 942 nucleotides long. RefSeq lists its product as uncharacterized. NCBI's taxonomy places the organism in Eukaryota, Oomycota, Peronosporomycetes, Peronosporales, Peronosporaceae. The coding region runs from base 1 to 942 and encodes 313 amino acids. The record is from RefSeq and is a predicted model, not a curated record. The transcript has a single exon.